AUUCUACAAGUUAAGGAGCACUUUCGUAAUUUAACGGAAACCAUGAAUCCAUCUUAAACCCUACAUCUCUCCGUCCUUCCUUCCCCUGCCAUUACAUCGCAGGAAGAAGCUUCUAGUCCUUUUCAUUCUUUUCUUUUGUUCCUUCUCUCAGACAAACAUGGCGAAGCGUUUGAUUCCAUCGUUUAAUCGCAUUUUGGUUGAGAAAAUAAUCCCUCCUUCUAAAACCAACUCGGGAAUCUUGCUUCCUGAGAAGACCCCAAAGUUGAACUCUGGAAAAGUGGUGGCAGUGGGUCCAGGAGCAAGAGACAGAGAUGGGAAACUUAUCCCAGUUAAUCUAAAGGAAGGAGAUACGGUUCUUUUGCCUGAAUAUGGAGGCACUGAAGUCAAGCUUGGAGAUAAAGAGCUGUGGAUUGGCUGCUAACUCACACAGCAAACAUCAAUGGGUAAGGUCGUCAAGCUACUUGCGCCUGUCUGAUCUGAUCGUUUUUAGUUGUAUUUUGACCACAUCAGCUUCCUGUUAGCAAAAUUGGUAUGGGUAAAAUGCUUGACGAAAACAAAGUUCGGGUACCUAAUCUUGAAUUUUUUUCCUUUUUUUAUGGGUACUAAAUGGUGAAAAGUUGUAUAGUCAAGGAGAUAAAUCACAUAUUAACCCAAUCAACUAUUGAUAUUGUAAUCUCUGUGAUGUUUAUAUGUGGUCGAUUUUGUUUUUCUGUUGCACAUUUUAAGUUACAUUUGGCAGAACAAAAGUUAGCAUAGCCUAGAAUAUAAAACUAUUGCUAUCAAAUGGUACAAAUCAAUUGUUGAAAUUGCUUUUCGGCAUUUUUAACUUUGCAUUGUUGUCAUUGUAAAGUUGCAAUCUUUAAUGCUUACUCGCUCAUGUUUUACUCAGUUCAGUUACGAGCCUACUGCAAUGCCAAAGGUUUUUCUAAUUUUUGGUGCAAUAUGCCUUAUUUAUAACCCUAUUAUUGUUUACUUAUCUGCUGAGGAAGUGUUUUUGCAUUGAAUAGUUGAAGGUGAUGGGUCUACGUUAAGAUGUUUAACUAGCAGUAUUAGGGUCUAGUGAAGUCUUUAAAAGUUUGUUAUCAUACUUGAAGGUCAUGUUUUGUUAUCAUACUUGAAUGUCAUGAUUACUCUAGGAUAGUCGAGUAGAAUCCUUGCUAUCCUUUUCUGAGUCUGUCAACUGGAAACCUCUGGAGCAAGGUUGGUUAAGAGGUUAAUAUGGAAACAAGGUCAUUCAGCAGACUUGGCCCUCGGCAUGAGAUCAAAAUGUAUGACCUCGAUUUUUUUUAACAAACUUUACUACCCAUUGUCUUCACAAAUAGUCAGUGAUGUUGUGGUUUGUAGAGUGAACUAAAAUGUUUGAUUCUUGAAUCCCUUACAAUGUCACAAGUUUUUAGUGCAUUCGAGUCUGAUGUCUGGAUGAAGAAGAUGAGUGAGAGCAAAACUCAGUUUCUGGUUGCCAUUGACAGAUUUGGUAUAACAUGAAGGAAUCCGAUAUAGAUUUAGAAAUAUUUACAUUUAUGUCAUCAUUUGCCCUUAUUAGACUAAUGUGCUGCAUGGCAUUGGCAAGGUAUCAGGCUUCCACAAACAUGCUUAUGUUAAAUGUUAUCAAUCUGAAGUAGGCCUUCUAGAUUAUAAAACUAGAGGUUUAGAUUCUACAUUCAUCUACCUUUCAUUGGCAUCGGAUUUUGGUGUUAACAUAUUU
Durio zibethinus is the source of this 1705-nucleotide messenger RNA. The record is from RefSeq and is a predicted model, not a curated record. NCBI's taxonomy places the organism in Eukaryota, Viridiplantae, Streptophyta, Magnoliopsida, Malvales, Malvaceae.